This is a messenger RNA of Ictalurus punctatus (channel catfish), 4211 nucleotides long. It is a transcript of the gene sirt6, whose product is annotated as sirtuin 6. The transcript has 8 exons. The record is from RefSeq and is a predicted model, not a curated record. Bases 160 to 1320 code for a protein of 386 amino acids. Gene Ontology annotation, molecular function: NAD+ binding. Lineage: Eukaryota; Metazoa; Chordata; Actinopteri; Siluriformes; Ictaluridae.
CAGUACGCAAACUCCUUAUGACGUAAGAGGAGGACCAACACAACCCUACCUAGAGCAUGAAAAAACUCGCAACUGUUUACUUAAAAUAAGAGCAAUUAAUUCGUGAUUGUGCAUGUUUUAACUAAGAUAUAAAAACUCGAGAUUUAACUACGCUUUGCCAUGUCUGUCAACUAUGCCGCUGGACUAUCUCCCUACGCGGAUAAAGGCAUCUGUGGACUUCCAGAGGUGUUUGAUGAUCCGGACGAGUUGCGAGCUAAAGUGGGGACUUUGGCGCAGUUGAUCAGAGACUCGCAGUAUAUGGUGGUGCACUCGGGUGCAGGGAUCAGCACCUCCGUAGGCAUACCGGACUUCAGAGGCCCGAAAGGCGUCUGGACGAUGGAGGAAAGAGGAGAGAGUCCUCGGUUUGACACUACGUUUGAAGACGCUAAGCCGAGUCUGACUCACAUGGCGCUGCUGCAGUUGCAGAGGGCCGGAUACCUCAAAUACCUCAUCAGCCAAAACGUGGACGGCCUUCACCUGCGCUCGGGUUUCCCCAGGGACCGAUUGUCUGAGCUUCACGGGAACAUGUUCAUUGAGGAAUGUGAGAAGUGCGGCAAGCAGUAUGUGCGCGAAAAGAUAAUUGGGGUCAUGGGACUGAAACCCACAGGGCGCUACUGUGAAGGUACUCGAUCCAGAGGACUCCGAGCCUGCAGAGGGAAGCUGAUCAGCACUAUUCUGGACUGGGAGGACUCACUUCCUGACCGGGAUCUGAACCGUGCAGAUGAGGCCAGCAGACGAGCUGACCUGGCUCUUACCUUGGGUACAUCUCUACAAAUUAAGCCCAGUGGUGACCUGCCUCUUCUGACCAAACGUACCGGAGGCAAAGUGGUGAUAGUGAACCUGCAGCCAACCAAACAUGACAAGCACGCUCAGCUGCUUAUCCACGGUUACGUGGAUAAAGUCAUGGGUCAGCUGAUGAAGCUCUUGGGCCUGGAGAUCCCAGAGUGGGCGGGGCCAACGCUGUGCGAGUUCUCGGGCGGCGACGCGGACAUCCUGCCCUACGGCGCCUGGAAAAAGGAAGUCAAGAUCGAGGUGAAGAUAGAAGAAAAGAAAGAACGUGGGGUGAAGAGGAAACCGCCAAAGAAGGACAGUGAUGGAGGAGUCAAAAAAGAGGAAGAUGAGGGACUAAAGAAAACAUGUAAACGUGAGGUUGUGGGGGAGAUCAGUAGAUCCGAACCGGUCAAUGAGCUUAACAAAGUCAAUGACAAAUCCAAGACUGAACUCUGCUCUUCUUCUGUGGGUGAAGCUAAAAAGCCACGGAUUGACACUCCAUCUUCAUAGAACUUUUGGGUUUUUAUUUUUUAUUUUAUUUUUUAUUUUAUUUUUUUUAUUUUUUUAGGAAUCUCAGUGUACAAACCAGCAAUACAAUCUCAGGCAUAUUCUCUACCACAUCACAAAUCUCCUAGGCAACCAGUGUGUCUUAAACCGGCUUUUACACUGUACGUUUUUCAUCCCGGUUUUGCUCUUGGAGAGCAAAAUCACACAUGCAGUCCCCUCCGAAAAUAUUGGAACAGCAAGGCUAAUUCUAUAUUGAUUACGCUGCACGCUGAAGUCAUUCGGGUUUGAGAUCAAAAGACGAAUACGAGACAGAAUUUCAGCUUUCAUUUCCUCAUAUUUACAUCUAGGUGUGUUUAAACAACUGAAAAGAUAGAACUUUUUUCUUUUUUUUUUUAAACCCAGCUAUGAUCAAAAAUAUUGGAACAUGUGACUGAGGUUUUUCUUGCUGCCCAGGUGUGCCCUGCUAUUCCAAUACUUUCGGAGGGGACUAACUCUAGAAUUAUUUGGUCGCGAGUUGAGAUUGGCCGUUUUGCAGGACGCGUAAUGUGACGUCCUCACUGGUGGGCGGUUUAGUGUGACAAAAGACAGCCGACGACAAAGUUAUGGCGGUGUCAGAAAUUUUCUUUAUAGAAAGAAAUAAAAAAACUCAUCUAAAAGCCAUCAAUGGGAGGACGGCAAAACUCCGUGGACAGUUAAAGUGCAGUACUGCCUAAAAACAUGAUAAAACAUCCUUAUUACCUCAUGCUCGCGUUAAAGGAUGUUUUGGUUUAUAUGAGGCCGUUUUCUGCGUGAGCCCAUAUCAAGCUGAUUAAUGAUGUAAGCAGAGUCUAGGAAUUUUCUUUAGUCACAGGUCUACCGUUAGAGCUAUCUUGUUGUAUAAUCUGACAUGGAGAUCACACGUUAUCACACAGUGUGUUAUAUAUUUGAUUAGGAUCACCUUGUACAAUGUGACGAGUAAUAAUCUUAAAUGAUUGGCUUUACGCCUGUAGAAGACGAAGCUCUCGUCCUCGAGUGCAUAGUGAAACAAGGUGCGAGUUGCAUGCACAGACUGAUACGCCGUUGCUGAUCGCAGUGUAGAGAGUCUUGACGUGCACCAGUAGCUACUCACUGAUGUUACAUUUAACUUUGUAUAAAGCGUAAAAGUUUACUUUGAUGUAGAGAGUCCUGCUAAGCUGUUUUCGAAUAACUAAAGCCUGGCUGAUUUCUCCUUCUAUCGGGGUCUACCGAGUCAAGUCCAGUUUCGACUCUGCUGAGCGAGCGAGCGAGUAGGAAGAGCGCGUGUCACGGUGAAGUGCGAGCUGAAGUGCCGUCACGCUUAAUAGUUUCUCGGCAGCUUGCGCUCUUAUUUUAAUGACCGCGCUCACUGACACUAAGUGUGUGCACUUAAGUCAGCCAUCCUCACACUCUGGGUUAAACUUACUGUUUAAACACUGUGGCCUGAGCUUUGAGAACUGACAAAGGUGCGCACAGUUUUGUUUUAUUUCAUUUUUAUUUUGUUUUUAUGUUGCACGUUCUCCCAUCAUAUUAUACUGGUUACAAUGUGGUUUACUUAACCAAUGCUACUUAAGACGAAAGGAUUCUUUUUUUUUCUUUUUCCUUUUUUUUUAUUUUAUUUUUUUUUAUAUAAAUACACUCCAUUUAUACCUACUGCCACGACACACAAAGCCCCGCCCCUAGCAAGGGAAUAUUGCUUGCAUUCGAUUUACCUCAGAAGUGGAAAGUCAGAGCUUGGAAUUGUCAUUUCUUCUUAAAUUUCUGUAAAGUACAUAAAACACGGACGCCUCCACGUUCGUCUGUUUUUUAGUAUACAAGCUAGCCAGGUAACUGUGAUGAGUGGAGUAUAUUUACCUCCUCAAAACAGCCAACUCUCCAGACGAUGUUCUAGAUGUUGAUCGAUCUAAAAGGCAAAUAUGUUGAUUUGAUGUCCUCAGAGUUGACGGGGCGUUUUCUUUUGGUUUUCCUAGUCGGAGUCCGGGAAUCACGAUUUACAACCUCUAGUUGUAUGAGGCGUACGUAUGCACAGCUUCCGAGAUAUAGAAAUCAGCCGUCGGGAGUGUUUCCACCACAGGAACCAAGGAAUGUUUCAGGAACUUAAGAACAUAAGGCAUUCCCACAAGAGGAACCAGGGCCGAUUAUAUUUCCUGCUCCAGGAGUUACAGGGAUGUACCUUACUCUACUAAACAUCAACGAUCCAUCAAACAGUGACCAGGGACAAACGAUCUUAUCUGGAAUAUAUAUAUACAACAACUGUAUGCAGCUAAGAAGUGCUUGUUUGUUUGUUUUUUUCGAAGUGGAGUGGCACACCUGGCAAAGCAGAACGAUUUAACAAAAAUGUGGUUUUUGCACAGGAACAUGCAUACAUUCUUCUAGCGGUAAGGUCUAAACAAAGUCGAAGCAUGAAUUUUAAAAAGCUUCCUUACUGUGAACAUACUCAGUCAUCAGUGCAACAGCAAUAAUGAACCACAACUUUAGUCUCAACCUCCUCCACAGUUGCUGUGUUAUAUUUGCAGCAGGUGUUGUAUUUGUCACAUAGUUUGCACCACUUUUUUAUUUUUUUUUUACAUUUUAUUUUAAAUAACGGUCCUGGUUCCUUUAACGGGGUGAAAAACGCAAACCAGGAAUGUUGUAAUUCUUGUGUAGGAAAGUUUCAGAACACUUUAGUUCCUUAAGAGGCUCCUGACACAAAACGUACCGGUUGAUGGUGGGAAACUUCGGAGGCCCGGUUGUAAGGCUGCGUUCUGGGACUGAAUUAUCCUCGUGAUGUGACGUGCAUGUUGGUCGAUAGGAGCUUUGCUUGCUCACCGGACAAUGGAAUCACAUUGCCUAACUAGACAACUUUAGCUAUUUCCUUUCAGUGACAUUGUGUUUUUCUAAAAAAAAAAAAAAAAAGAAAA